This is a messenger RNA of Mycetomoellerius zeteki, 1961 nucleotides long. Its product is annotated as paired box protein Pax-7. The transcript has 7 exons. Gene Ontology annotation, biological process: regulation of DNA-templated transcription. The record is from RefSeq and is a predicted model, not a curated record. Gene Ontology annotation, molecular function: sequence-specific double-stranded DNA binding; DNA-binding transcription factor activity, RNA polymerase II-specific. Bases 1 to 1497 code for a protein of 498 amino acids. Lineage: Eukaryota; Metazoa; Arthropoda; Insecta; Hymenoptera; Formicidae.
AUGGUCCUGGAACCUGGAGGCGGUCUGUCCUUUCCGUUGCCCCCUGGCAGCGGGUCCAGCGCCUCCGGAGGAUCCUUGCUGGCCCCGACCAGGUUAUUCCAAAGGACGACGCCUGUGUUUCCUUUCCAUUUGGCAGGAUGGCCGCCGCAUCAUCCGGUUUUGGGUCAGGUGCAGAGUCAGGUCCAGCAGAGCAUGCAGGCCCAGCAUCAGGCCGCUGCCGCUGCAGUCAGAUUCCUCAGUCAUCAUCAUCCGCAUCAUCCUCAUCCGACGUUGAGCAAUCAUUCCCUAGUACCGGCGAUCACUGGGCAUCAUCCUACUGUACAUCAUCUUCAUCAUGCUGCUGAUCAUGGAGAGGAAGAGGAUGAAAAGAAGGGCCACAUGGAUAUCCACGAGGAUAUAGAUCUGGACGAUCCAAUAACACAUGAAUCCAAUGAUAAAGUCAAGAAGAAUGAAAAGAAGAGUUGUGACGGAGAAUCGGAUGAAGGCGGCAACAAGAGGCGAAGAAGCAGGACUAACUUCAACAGUUGGCAGUUGGAAGAAUUGGAGCGGGCCUUCCUGUCGAGUCAUUAUCCUGAUGUCUUUAUGCGAGAAGCACUGGCUGUGAGACUCGAACUAAAAGAGAGCCGCGUGGCAGUGUGGUUUCAAAAUCGAAGGGCAAAGUGGCGGAAGAAGGAACAUACGAAGAAGGGCCCCGGUAGGCCGGCGCAUAAUGCUCAUCCGCAAAGCUGUAGUGGCGAACCUAUCCCACCCGAGGAAUUAAGACGGAAAGAGCGUGAAAGGCGACAGAAGAAGUUGCUGAAAGCUCUCGAGAGACAACAGCGGAAGCUCGCUGCUAAAGGCAUAACAGUGGAUUUAUCGACAUUGCGUGCCGAGUGGGAGUCUCGUAGCGAGGCGGCAUCGGGUCGUAGUUCUGCGAGCGGUCCUCUGAGCAAUUCGUUCGGCCAACUGGGUCUGAGCAAUGAGAGUAACAUAUCCGCAUCCGGUAACGAUGCUAACGAAGAGAUUGACGUGGUCGGUGGAUUGGACUCCUGUAGCGAGAGCGACAGUGAGCGGGUGGACUCGGCGGCCGACGGCUCCGUGGACGGCGAAUGUUUCCCGGCGCUCAACAGUAACGCGAGCGAGAUUAGCGAGCCCCGGAAGAACCCCCCGCAGAAUCCGCCGAUGGAACACCUGAACCACCAACCCGGUAUCCACCACUGGGGCUUAAGCUUGCUGGAGCGACGACGCGAGCUGGUGGGAAUCGGAGCUGGUCGUCCACCGACCGGUAAUGGCGCUAGGAAUCUAAUCAGGCAGGUCGCUAGCGAGGAGGAAGUCCAAAGCGGCAGCAUUGAUCUCUCGGUAAAGGGUAGGGAGGAGAGGAAGAGGCUGAAUCCGUUCUCCAUCGACAGUCUGUUGGGGAAUAAUCGGACUAGUGCGGCAUCGGAUCGCAGACCGGCGACGCCAACGUCACCGACGUCUCCCGUUUCAUCGGCUUGCACGUCGCCCUCUACGACGUAGUGAACAGGAGCGUGGAAAGAUGCCGAGGUGCGUCGGAUUAAAAAUUGACGAGCAGAAGAACGCGAUCAAAGAGACUAGAUGGGGUAACUCCUCGUCGAGAUUACCAGUGACGGUGAAGUGACCAUGUCGGAUGAAGAUUGAAGCGUGCAAAGCGGAACUGGUACUCCUGGUCAUGAAAUUGAGUGGAAGAACUCAGCUACGGUAAUCCCCGUUUCUGCCAGAGUUCGCUUUGAUUGAAAUCGCUAGGUUUAUGAAUAAUCCUCGCGUACUUGUAGACAUUCUCACGUCCAUCGAUGAAUGCGCGUCUAGAUUUUUGAUAUCCUGAGAUCUCUGAGAGUAUGCGUACGAAUUUGAAGUCGAAGGUGAUCGAAGGAAGGAAGAAAAAAUUUAAGUAUAGACAAAUUGAGUAUUAAAGUGAUGGAAAAAUUCACAGGUUACAGUCGAUCACAAAUACGUGUAGAUCG